Python bivittatus (Burmese python) is the source of this 2607-nucleotide messenger RNA. RefSeq names its product survival motor neuron domain containing 1 (gene SMNDC1). Gene Ontology annotation, biological process: regulation of alternative mRNA splicing, via spliceosome; mRNA processing. The record is from RefSeq and is a predicted model, not a curated record. NCBI's taxonomy places the organism in Eukaryota, Metazoa, Chordata, Lepidosauria, Squamata, Pythonidae. Gene Ontology annotation, molecular function: RNA binding. Gene Ontology annotation, cellular component: precatalytic spliceosome; nucleus; cytoplasm.
UCUGUGUGCGUCGUCGCUAGGAGCCGCAGGAAGACAGCGCGCGCAGUUUUCGUGAGGCCUGCCGGGAGUGAGAGAAGCCCUCUGCGUGCGAAGCCAAGAUGUCAGAAGACCUUGCAAAACAAUUAGCUAGUUAUAAAGCUCAGCUACAGCAAGUUGAAGCUGCUUUGACAGGAAAUGGAGAUAAUGAAGAUUUAUUAAAACUCAAGAAAGAUUUACAGGAAGUUAUAGAAUUAACUAAAGACCUCCUUUCAACACAACCUUCAGAAACUCUUGCAAAUUCUGAUAGUUCUGCUUCUGCCCUCCCCAGUCACACUUGGAAAGUUGGAGACAGAUGUAUGGCAAUAUGGAGUGAAGAUGGACAGUGUUAUGAAGCUGAAAUUGAAGAGAUAGAUGAAGAGAAUGGUACAGCUGCAGUCACUUUCUCAGGAUACGGUAAUGCUGAAGUCACGCCUCUGCUCAAUUUGAAACCUGUGGAAGAGGGAAGAAAAGCAAAGGAAGAUAGUGGCAACAAGCCUAUGUCCAAGAAAGAAAUGAUUGCUCAGCAACGAGAAUAUAAAAAGAAGAAAGCUUUGAAAAAGGCCCAGCGUAUCAAAGAACUAGAGCAGGAACGAGAAGAUCAGAAAGUCAAAUGGCAGCAGUUCAACAAUAGAGCAUAUUCAAAAAACAAAAAAGGCCAGGUGAAGCGGAGCAUCUUUGCUUCUCCUGAGAGUGUUACAGGGAAGGUUGGAGUUGGGACAUGUGGAAUUGCAGACAAACCUAUGACACAGUACCAAGAUACAUCAAAGUAUAAUGUCAGACAUUUGAUGCCCCAGUAAUUAAGGGGGGAAUUGUCAUAUUUGCAGGGCUUUACAUUUACCUUUUUAUUGUUAUAUUUUUCUAACAGUAAACAAUUGGUGUGUGAUGAAAAUGGUUGUUGCCAUCACUUGGCUUUUGCUAGUACAAGCCUUAAUUAUUACAGAUAUUCAGAUGACCCCUUUAUUGUUCUAAAACUUUGUAUAAAUAUACACAAGUUAGACUGUUGAAGAAAUGCCCUUUGCAAUAUUUUGAAGCCUCUGAUCUGAUAGUGUCUUUACUCAGACGCAUAUUGAGAAUACUACCAAGCAAAUGAGGAUGUAAUAAAAUAAUCAUCCCAUGUUUUUUGCUCUUUUUGAUAUCUAACAGUCCUGUUACCUUCCUACAGGAACGGUAUUAAGUGUUCUUUAUCUGUUAAGAAAUAAUUCAAUUGAGAUAUUUAUUGGGAUUUUAUUCUGAUUGAAUAUAGACUGGAAUGUGCUGGUACGAAGUGUUUUUCAUCUUAAAGAGCAGAACCAUAGACCUACAAUCUUGAUAAUGAUAGCCAGCCAGAAUUCAUGCUCACCAAUGACUCUUAUGUUUCCUCAGGAUGAGAUAUUGGUCCCAAAUCACACAUUCUUUCAGUAAUGCCGUGUGAUUCUAUGUCCAGUGUUUUAGCUAAAGAGAGAUGAAUUCAGACAUGUUAGAGAGGCUUAGAGAGCAGCAAAAUUUAUCAAAGCUUCCCAAGCCAUUCCAAAACUUGCAGGAACUUGGAGAUUCCUCUACCCUGACCACAUAUGAGACCUCAAUAUUGAGUAUGGAGUGGCUUAGGAACCUGCAAAAACCAGUUAUUGUGGUUAAAAACUCAUUGUGCGUGAGGGUGAUUUUUCUUUUCUCUCUGUGGAGUGAAAAAAUAUUAGGAACUGGCUGAUUUGUAUUGCAUUUCUAAAUACAAAAUUUUUGUAACUCUGGAAAAAGGCAGGGAAUCUCAUCAGAAAAGUGCUUAACACUGGCAAACUGGAAAGUGUAUUUAUAGAGGUUAAAGUUGAUAAGGAUUUAGAUAUGAGCUGCAUAGGUUUUUUCAGUAAUUUUCAAGGAUGGAAUAGCACUUUAAAACUGGGAGAGAUGAACUAUACAUUUGGAAGUAGUUAUUUCCACUGAAGACUUGAUGGGUUAUUUGAUGCAGUUAUUUAACAUACUACAACACAAAGUGUCAUUUAGUGCUUAAUCAAUUUUACAGCUAUGUUUAAGUACAGUAGGUGUUCCUCUCCCAAUAAUGCCACAAUUCAACUGCAUUAGUUUUGCUGAACCUUCUUGAUUUUAUUUGGAAAACCAUGUGUAAAUGUUCUGGCAUUCUUGUAUCUUCUGGAUGAAAUUGCUUCCCUUUGCCAUGUGGAAUGCUUAGGGUAGUAAUGGCAUCUUUUAAUCUUUCAAAUGUGUUUGAGAGAAAAAGUUAAUGUAUAGCCCUGUAUACAGUGUAGAUAAAUAUUUUUGUAAAAUAUGGUGUUAAUGAACAAGAGUGAAUUUAGUUAUUACUCCUACUAAAUAAUUCAGAAGUAAUUCUUGCUCAUUAAUCUGAACUCCAUUCCUUAUGUCUGUUACAUUGUAGUUCCCUUUUGUAAUUUGUUUUCUGAAUUCAAAUCAGGUACCAUCAACACUUGUUGAUGCACUCAUUAGUGAAAGUCUGCCAGUUUAUCUGCAUUUAAAUCCGUAUCUAGUAAUUAUAAUCCACUUAUAGAGAUUCUUCCUGUCAACAAAAAGAGGAAGUAAUUUUUAAUGUGUUGAUCUGAGUUUUGUAUGUAACUUUUAUUAAAAUAAAGUGUUUAAAAUCUCUUG